AUGAGCCACGUGCCAUGCCUGCCCCCCAGCCCAGCCCCCAGGGAGAUGCAGCCCCCCAGGAUGGGGGGCAGGAAGCGCGGGCGGCCCCCGCUCCAACCCGCGCCCAUCAAGGUGCCCGUUCACAACCUCUACUCUGCACCAGCCUUGCCAGUCAUGAAGAUCCCAAAGAAGAGAGGGAGAAAACCUGGGUAUAAGCUGAAGUCUCGUGUCCUGAUGCCUCCCUUGGCGACCUCUCCGCCGCGAAGCACCCCGGAGCCAGAUAUCAGUUCGAUCCCCCAGGAUGCAGCUACAAUCCCCAACUCGGCCACGCCACAGGCUCUCACAGUCUGCAUUUACGUCAACAAACAAGCGCACCCGGGGCCUUACCUGGACAGAAGGAAGGUGCAGCAGCUCCCGGCGCAGUUCGGGCCCGAGCGGCCGGCGGCUGCCCUGCAGCAGGCUGUGCAGGCCUGCCUCGACUGCGCCCUGCAGCAGAAAGCCGUCUUCUCCCUCCUCCAGCAGGGCUACGGAGGCGAGACCGUGCCAGUUUCAGCAUCUUUUGAGGGGAAGCAGCAUCUCCUGAACCUGCUGGCAGUGAACAGCAUCGGGUAUGUCCUGCGCUUCCUGAAGAAGCUCUGUCGCAGCCUCUUGUGUGACAACCUCUUCAGCAACCAGCCCCUGCCACAGCACAGCGCCGUGCCUGAGGGCCCAGAGGAGUGUGGAAACAGGAAGAUGGAGGCAGAAACAGCCACACCUGAGGACUACCUGGUUGAUCCCAGCAACGCAAAGCGGUUCAACCUGGAUCCUGCUGAUCCUGCCUCUGGUUGCACAGGCUCCACCUACACCCCCCGGCAGAGUCCUGCAGAUGGUUGUUCUCCUGGAGGCUCCUCUUCCUCCUGCAGCCAUCGUCCUGCCCAGGCAUCUUCAGGGGGGUCCUCAUCUACUGGCCUGAGGCAUCAGACCUCCAGCCCAACGAUAAACGGGAGCUAUCUGGAAGGAAACAGAAGUGCCUCAAGUCCUUCAUCAGAACAAGAAGAUGCAGCUCGGCCGUCGAGCAAGAAUCCUUUGACCUGGACGGUGGAGGACGUGGUGUGGUUUGUGAAAGAUGCAGACCCUCAUGCUUUAGGGCCCCACGUGGAGCUCUUCAGAAAACACGAGAUCGAUGGCAAUGCUUUGCUGCUGCUAAAAAGUGACAUGAUCAUGAAAUACCUGGGGCUGAAACUGGGACCUGCACUGAAACUCUGUUACCACAUUGAUAAGCUCAAGCAAGCCAAGUUUUGA
This is a messenger RNA of Apus apus (common swift), 1260 nucleotides long. It is a transcript of the gene SCML4, whose product is annotated as Scm polycomb group protein like 4. Gene Ontology annotation, molecular function: protein binding. The coding region runs from base 1 to 1260 and encodes 419 amino acids. The transcript is spliced from 7 exons. The record is from RefSeq and is a predicted model, not a curated record. Lineage: Eukaryota; Metazoa; Chordata; Aves; Apodiformes; Apodidae.